AUGGCCAUGGACAACACUACGCUCCACACCUUCCUCUUUCACUGCCCAGCUGCACUGCGCAGUGUAGUUUUACUCGGAUCUUGGGACAACUUUCUGCGACCCUAUCCAUUAGAACUUGACGUACGCGGGGGCCGAAAUCUCUGGAAAGGUUGCUUUACCUUUUCAGAUAUCAUUUGCGACGGCGAUCUGGACCAACAAACUCCAAAGCGGGACGGACCUCUGAAGAUGGGUGGCACCUACUGGUACUACUACAAAGUAGAUGAGGACGAAGAAUGCCACAAUCCGUCUGAGGAAUCAACGACGUUUUGUCCUCUUUUGCCCGGACAGCGCCUUAACGUCCUGGAUGUACCUCGCGAGGGGCACAGCCGUAGUGCCUCUGAUACCUCCUCCGCUUUCACCCGGAAUCCCAAAGAUAGGUACCUCACGCCAGUGCCACCUGCAAGCCUAAGGCCAUUACCAUCCCCAAGAACCAGGUCUAGUGAAGAGUCACAUGUCAUGCCCCUACCGUCGCCUUGGACUCCAAAAUCGGCGACGCAUCCCCCUGCAGAUGGUUUCCUGUCUCCACAUGUAGUGCGCCAUGCUCGAAGCGCAUCAGCAUCGCCUUAUAUGCCGUCGACACCUAUCUUCCCGGACUUUAAGCUUCUGAAGGAGAAGCUUGCAUCGAAGCGAUCUGCAUCGAGAAAUCGCAGUGCAUCCAAGACCAGGGAGCUAGACAUCAGUGCGCCGGUGCUUGUUAGUGGGGGCGAGGAGCUCAACCUCAUUCCAUUAUCAGUCUACCGACCGUCAUUUGAAUCUAUCAGGGAAGCUGAGGGUGCGGCACCGCGCUCAGUGCCAAAUAUCCGAAGGGAGUUCUCCCCGUUGACGUCGCAUCCGGUGGAUCCUGAUCAUGAUUCACUAUUCGGGCCUGCCGAGCUACCCACUGUUGAUGAGCGCCCUAUCAGGCGACGUCGCUCGCAUGUACCUUCGACUGUUAUCACAAGCGAGUUCAAGGUUGAGCAAAGCCGUGUUCGUGCUAAUUCCGCCGAUACAAGACGGACCCAACAUUACCUAUUUUCUAACGAUCCUUGGCUAUCCUCGCCGAAGCUUCAGCAAGAAUUUGAAGCCGAGGAUCGAGUGGUAGAAGACGAUACCCCUCCAGCUCCUGUACUAUCACGACCGUCGACCUUCCUCGGUGCAUCUGUUUCAGAUGAGCGACCUACAUCGAGUCAUGGCAGUGUUCACAGCACGAACCUUCGACAGUCACCAUUUGACAAAGAGCUCCCAGCACUUCCCCGUUAUCUGAUACCCGCACCACUCUACGCAUGCAACGAAGCAUCAGCCAGCGGAAUACCAGCUGAUGAACUGGAAGACGAGUUCGAGGAAGCUGACGAUGACGAACGCCUUGACCACUUCAGCGUGCAAUUCCAGGAAAAGGCUCGCAGUCACUUCUCCACAUGGAGUAACGACUCCAUCGGCUACAACUCCCCAACCUCGUCCAACGAGGACGACGAAGCCGUCUUCUCGCCAACCUUCAGCUCCCUCACCAGCAACGACAGCGACACCGAUACUCCUCAAGGCCUCUUAAUCCGCUACUCGUAUGCCUCACCCCAACGAGUACAAACCGAGGCCUCAAAACAUAUGUCCAUGACCCCCGAAAUUCAGAACAUCGACAACAACUACAAUUAUAAUGAUACUUCUUCCAACGAUGAAGAAGAAGAAGACCGUCAAUCCCCCUACCGUCUUUCAACCCCACCGCAACUAAACGAACUCCGCAUCUCAACAUUCGGCUCUGAUCUCUUCAAAGUUGAGACUACCGGGCACCAUUCUGAUGCGGUCUCGUCGCGUCGGUCGUCGCGGCGCCAAGCUGCUUGUUUUGGACUUGGCUUCCAGUACAGUCUGCCCGAGCAGGAUGUCGGGAGUAAAACUACCAUUGAAGAGCCCGUCGGAGGUAGUGAGCGUCUCGAGCCGACGGUCAGCGUGAGGAGAGAUAGGGAGAUGAGUGGUGUGCAUGCGCUUAUGGAAGAUUUCGCGUUUUUGGGUGACGCGGUUAUUUGA
Molecule: messenger RNA, 2034 nt
Organism: Alternaria postmessia
Lineage: Eukaryota; Fungi; Ascomycota; Dothideomycetes; Pleosporales; Pleosporaceae
Exons: 3
Coding region: 1-2034 (677 amino acids)
Source: RefSeq, a predicted model, not a curated record